UUCCUUCAAUUUUGUGUUAGUUCUCUCCAAUUCCCGCCAGCCCUCCACACCGCCAGCUCCGGUUUCAGCUUGCCGAAAUUUUCUGGUAGUGUAACUCGAGACACGAAAACCAAGGGGAGUGACCAGUGGCAAAGAAAGGCUAAUAGGAAAUCAAUAGCACCAAACAAGAAAAGAAGAAGAUCUGGCUACUCGCGAAGAAGAAGAAGCAGAUCAUGAUGGAGAAAGGUCGGUUGUUGGGCGGAGAACAAGAAGAACUCGCACGGAGAGAGGCUGGCUACUUGGCGAAGAAGAAGAAGUAGAUCUUGCGUGGAGAAAGGUUGGCUGCUCGGUGAAGAAGCAAAAGCAGAUCUUGUGUGGAGAAAGAUCGACUGCUUGGCAAAGAAGAAGAAGCAGAUCUUGCAUGGAGAAAGGUCGGCUGUUGGGUGUAGAAGAAGAAGAACUUGCAUGGAAAGAGGCCGGCCAUUGGGCAGAGAAGUUGUAGGGAUGGGGUGGGCUACUAUUGGGCGAAGAAGAAGACCCUGCACAGAAAAGAAACAAACCGAAACUUCUAGGGAUUUUGCCCCCAAAUCGUGGAGUGGGAAGGAAGAGGAGAGAUGGGAGAAAAAUGAGGAAUGUGGGAUUACAACAUGGCACGUCCGAGAAUACUUUUUAUUGUCUAGUUGGCAUGCCACGUAUUCAUGGGUAACGGAUUAUAACCGACGUCAUGUUAGACUUAACAAAUAAUUAGGAUUUCGUCCAAUUGGGUCUUUAUUUGAGACUUUGCAUGAGUUUGAGACCUGGAUUGAGUAUAAUAAGCAUUGAGGACCUCA
Rubroshorea leprosula is the source of this 809-nucleotide messenger RNA. The record is from the annotation of a GenBank genome assembly. NCBI's taxonomy places the organism in Eukaryota, Viridiplantae, Streptophyta, Magnoliopsida, Malvales, Dipterocarpaceae.